GGGCGCGGCGCGCGCCCAAAAUUCCCCCGCUCGGUCCCCGCCUCUUGACGCCUAGGGUUCCAACGGCGUCCUCGCCGACGCCGACCACCGCCGACACACCCUCCAAUCCAAGAUGUCGCAUCCCAUCACCCCGCGCCGCGCCACCCGCUCGUCCGCGGCCGAUCCCGCCUCCCCGUCCGGACCCAGGCCCAAACCGACGCCCAGGCGCCAACCCGUCUCCACCGCCGCCGCGAACGCGAAGCAGGAGGAAGGAGAGGAGCACGAGCGGAGCCCCGUCGACGCGCUCCUCGAGGCGCUGCCCGGCCGCCGCGAGCAGGCGACGGACCUGCUCCGGCUCCUGGCGCCCGCGCCGGCGCUCCCGCUCCUCCUCCACGGGGGCGCCGCCACGGGCAAGACGCGCGCGCUCCUCCUCGCUCUCCGCCACGUGCGCCCCCGCCCGCUGCGCGUCGCCUACGCCGCCCUGCGCUCGCUACCGUCCCCUCGCGCCCUGUUCUCCUCCGUCCUCGCCCAACUCAGCCCGCCUUCGUCGUCCUCCUCCUCCUCCCGCCUGCGCGUCCCCGACAAGCCCUCGGACUUCGUCGCCGCGCUCCGCGACGCGCUUGCUGGCCUCUCCGCGCGGGGCGAGGCCGUGUAUCUGGUGUUCGAUAAUUUGGAGGUUGUUAGGAGCUGGGACAAGGGUGGCCAGCUUCUGGCGCUCCUCCUCCGCCUCUACGAUCUCCUCCGAUUGCCGCAGGUCGUGCUCGUCUACGUGAGCAGUGCUACACCUGACGCGUACUACUCCAUGACUGGCUCUGUCGAGCCGAAUCACAUUUACUUCCCUGAUUAUACAGUGGACGAGGUACGAGACAUCCUGAUGCGAGGCCAUCCAAAUCCGAAGCUGUACUCAUCGUUCCUUAGUGUGGCGCUGAAGCCAUUGUUCCGGGUAACAAGGAGGGUAGAUGAACUGGUGGCUGCACUGGAGCCACUUUUCAGGAGGUACUGCGAGCCAUUGGGGGAUUUGAAGGCCGUUCCGGAUGAGAGCAUCAAAAGAAGGUUGUUUGAACAUAUACAGCCACAUUUGGCUGUUGCCAUGAACGAGACUUUCAUUGUUCCCACGAGGGUUUCUGUGGAUGAAUGCAAAGACCACAGUUCUCGUGGGAAGGCCAGUAGUAAAAGACAGUUUGGCAGUAGGGAUGGCUUGCCGACUGAAUUGGAGUUCCACAUGUCUGUGUCUGCGAAAUACUUACUAUUGUCAGCUUUCCUGGCUUCAAGGAACCCGGCUACUCUUGAUGCAGCUUUGUUCGAUUCAACUGGAGGGUCAGAUAACAAUAGGCGUAAGAGAAAGAGCUCUCAAGCAUCGAUGAAUAUGAAGGACACCAUGGCCGAAGAGAUGCUUAUGAAAGGCCCCGGCACAUUUCCUCUUGAGAGGCUCUUGGCUAUAUUUCAGUGUAUCACAUCAGUGUCAGAAGAUGAUCUCGGUGAUGUUGAAUGUUCUGAUAGUAUGAUGAAUGGAAGUGGAAUGACUGGUUUGAUGUCAGAUGUUCUUUUGCAACUGUCAACACUUUGCAAUUCUAAUUUCCUCUCCAAAAGCCGGAGCUGCCCGAUGGAAGGCUCAGCUAGAUAUCGAUCUAACAUUGAUGAAGAUUUAGCACUCAAGGUUGCCAGGAGUGUUAGUUUCCCCCUCUCGAAGUAUAUUUACAGAAGAUAGCCUUUGCAUCCUUAGCCUAGGCUGUAACAACUGUUGUCUGUUGUUGUUGGGUUUAGACUAUAAUGGGAUCCAAUUUGUCUAUUUCACAAGAUGGUAGAGCAUCAAGGGAUAAAGCAAAUGCUAUAUGCUCUAUCUUCUUUAGUGUGUUGACUUCUGAUAGUCCUGUUUCUCAGUCAGACAACGAGUACGGUGUCUGAUCCUGGAUCUAGUGGUAACUUAACAUUCUGAGCUUUAUGGAGAUGUCUCAGAAGUAGCAUUAUGUCAAUAGCUCGUGCCAUUCAGACAGAAAAGAACCAUUAGCAUCUGAAUAUAGCCAUGCUGCUUAGUUUGCUAGAUGUUCUUUUCUUCACAAUUCAAAUGUAAUGCGGUUUUUGUGUGUCACAGUGGUACCACGAUUCUAUCUGAAAGAGAUCAGUGCCACUUUGUCCAAGUCCAAUGUUGUUGUAAUGAUCUGUAUUAAGUGAUUAUUCCAUUCACAACCAUAUGAACUUCCAGUGGUACUGGUUUAGAACCCUUAACAUAGCAUUGGGCUGUUGAGGUAUUGCCUGCAGCUGAUUAGACCUUAUGAAUGCAUUUUAUUCUUUGGGACU
Molecule: messenger RNA, 2277 nt
Organism: Zea mays
Lineage: Eukaryota; Viridiplantae; Streptophyta; Magnoliopsida; Poales; Poaceae
Product: origin of replication complex subunit 5
Exons: 4
Coding region: 113-1687 (524 amino acids)
Biological process (GO): DNA replication initiation; DNA replication
Cellular component (GO): nucleus; nuclear origin of replication recognition complex
Molecular function (GO): DNA replication origin binding
Source: RefSeq, a predicted model, not a curated record